Molecule: messenger RNA, 2723 nt
Organism: Hymenoscyphus albidus
Lineage: Eukaryota; Fungi; Ascomycota; Leotiomycetes; Helotiales; Helotiaceae
Source: the annotation of a GenBank genome assembly
CAUUUGCGCCUGGGGGUACUUUAUCUCGAGCGUUUCUAUUUUAAGCUUUCUAAUGUGGUGAUAGGCCUAUCAAAACCCCGCAGGAGGUACAAUGGAUUCUCCCAGCAUGAAGAAAUACUAGGUAGGUAAGCGUUCUUCCUGGCUUGCAAACAUUGCGAGUUGCAAUUCAAUUGGCUUUCCCAAGUGCAGUAGGUGGUUAGUUUAGUUCUUUGGAAGGUUCUACUGGAAACGUGCUAUAUUUCAGAUUAUUCCCGAAGGUCCCGACGCGCUACGCGCUACAGAAAGGGGAUUUCCUAUAGGGAUAAUCCUCUGUUUAGGUAUCGCCGGUCCCCUUUUGGUGUGAGCUGUGAGCAAAGGAGCAUUAUCUGCGCAGGACUCGAGGUUGGUACCUCUUAUCGCGUCACCAGCUAGCUACGCGAAUAUGGUUUUUAGGGCCCUUGGAGGUACGGGUGGUCCCCUCCACUUCUGGCGAAACUUUCUGGAUGGAUGCAUCCCAUUUAUGCCUGUACGGCGUCAUUCCUGCACAGUGCGUCCGAGUAUAGAUGUUUAAAUGUCACUUUACUUUUUCGUCUUUUGGGUGAGGAGAUAAGGUGGGUUGGGGAGUACAUAUACCCCGUCUGAUGCCUGUUCGAGUGGAGUAUCUUGAGUUGGUUUUUUGUACAGUUUGGUACAUGAGCUAGCUGAUCAUCCGCUACUUUUUCUCUCUCUACAGUAAUAAUACUUCAAUAAAAGUCACCCAUCGUAUGAUACUUUAAUCCCCGGGUUGGUUGUUGCCUCUCUAUGUUUACCCCUCUACGACUGCCGCUGACCAUUUUUGCAGGCAAGAUCCCCCAAUUGGUAUUGUUCCAUAAUGGCGACUGAAGAAGUGAAGUUCUCUUCGUCUAGGCCCUCGAGCGAAGGGAAUAAGGUGGAGGAGCACAUCAUUGAAAAUGGCUCAAUUUCGGAUUUCGAAGAGGGGGUGUGGAAGGAGAAGGAGAAGAAGUUGGCGAGGAAGAUCGAUCGCAAUAUCAUCCCUCUGACAAUGUUGCUCUAUAUGUUUAGUUUCUUGGAUCGAGGUGAGUUGGUUGAUCUGAUAUCUGGGAAUGAGAUGGUGGGGAGAGUUUAGGGGAGAGGGGCUAAUUGGUGUAAUAGUCAAUAUUGGGAAUGCGAAGUUGUAUGGUCUGCAGCAGGAUCUGGGGUUGAAGGGGAAUCAGUAUCAGAUUGCUGUUUCGAUUUUGUUUGUUACUUAUUGUGUAAGUUUCUUCCCAUCUUGCGGAGAGGGUGUUAUUCCAGUUAUUGUUUUNUUUUUUUUUUUUCAAUUAAGAUGACAUGUUAGCUAAUUGACUUAUUAUAUUACAGUUGAGUGAAGUCCCCGCGAAUCUGACAUUCAAAAAAGCCACGCCGCGUGUCUAUUUCCUUGUCCUCUCCCUGGCGUGGGGUAGCAUAGCAACACUCACCGGCGCCGUGCAGAAUUUUGCAGGAUUGAUUGCCGUGAGACUUCUCAUGGGUUUGUUUGAGGGGGGUUUGAUACCGGCUCUUGUCACAUAUCUUACGCUCUUUUAUACUCGGGAACAACUUGCCUUGAGGGUUGGAUAUCUCUUUUGUGCAUCGGCCUUCUCUGGGGGUGUUGGGGGUAUGCUUUCAUAUGCGAUUGGAUAUAUGGAUGGGAUCGCGGGUCUCAGGGCAUGGCGUUGGUUAAUGAUCAUUGAAGGUAAUUAAUUCCAUGCUAUCAUCUUUGUUGGCGUUUUAUGGGUAUUUGGAUUCAAUUUACUGAUAUCGUUACAUUAUAGGUCUCCCAGCCAUCUUCCUUGGAAUUGCAGCAUACUUUGUAUUUCCGAAUAGUCCUGAUGUUGCAAAGUUUCUGUCAGCGGAAGAGCGCGCAUUCUUGGUUGAGGCCAAAAUGAGAGAGGUGGGUCAAACUGCCUCGGGGCAGGAGUUCCAUUGGAAAGAUGUCAAAGAAGGCACGAGGGAUUGGCAAAUUUGGAUGCUUGGAUUUUGUCAGUUUUGUAAUGAUCUUAUGCUGUAUGGGUUCAGUACCUUUCUUCCGAGUAUCAUCAAAGGGACUGGUACUUGGACAUCACUUCAAGCUCGUAAGUCUUGCCUGUAACUACCGUCGCUUCCUCAUUCACAAUGCUUCGAAUGGCCCUUUGGUUUUCAUUCUAUCACCAUCUUCUAGCUCUCUGUUUUUAAUCCACCUCCCAGAAGCCCUAACCGUUCCCGUCUACGCCCUCGGAACCAUCGUCUUCCUCGUCAUAGCCUACAUAAGCGACCGCCAACACCGACGCGGCCCCUACGCCGCAAGCUUCGCCAUGGUAUCAGUCGUAGGAUUCUGCAUGCUCAUUGCAAGCACCAACUCCGCCCUCUCCUACGCAGGCUGCUUCGUAGUCGCCAUGGGGAUGUACGUCACGGUCGGACUGCCUCUCGCGUGGCUAGGGGGCAACAAACCACGAUACAGCAAGCGAGCGUUCGCCAUCGCGACGCAAGUCACGAUGGGCAAUGUCGCGGGCAUUGUGUCGCCGUUCCUGUUCCAGGAUCGGGAUGCGCCUCGCUAUACCAUGGGGUAUGGGGUGAUUAUUGCGGCGUCGACGACGGCUGCGGGGCUCUUUGCGGGGUUGUCGUUUUAUUAUAAGGUGGUGAAUAGGCGGAGGAGGGAGGGGAGGGAGGAUUGGAAGGUGGCAGGGAUGAGUGAGGAUGAGAUUGCGGAGUUGGGAGAUAAGAGUCCCAGGUAUGUUUAUGCGCUUUGA